Podospora pseudocomata is the source of this 543-nucleotide messenger RNA. RefSeq lists its product as uncharacterized. The coding region runs from base 1 to 543 and encodes 180 amino acids. NCBI's taxonomy places the organism in Eukaryota, Fungi, Ascomycota, Sordariomycetes, Sordariales, Podosporaceae. The record is from RefSeq and is a predicted model, not a curated record. The transcript has a single exon.
AUGGUGGAGGAAAGUCUGGGCGGGGCUGAACCAGAGGUUUCCAGCUCGUCUCGACCUCUUGAGAACCGGUCAUUAACUGAAGCAAAGAUAAAACCUGCCGAAGGCGUGAUCAGCGUACGCAACAGGCAAAUGGCCGAGAACGGCGUGAAGUGCGAAAAAGCAACACUUGUGAUGAUUCCCCCUGGUCCUUCUGCCUUGCGAGAAGGCACUGGCAGUGGAGUGCUUGGACAUUGGGUUGCUCUGCAUCAAGAACGGGCGUCUCAUGGCGAGCCACUUUCACGACUCUCUUUUGGUGUCAUGGUGACAGCCUUGAGGGGCGGGGUGAAAGUUAGUUCCCACUGUGAUUGGACAACGGUUGAGGUGCGACAAGGCCAAAUCUUGCGGUCAGGCCUGAUAGAAAGAAAAACUUUGAGGGUUGUGUUACGCGUCCAGGCCAGCUAUCCAUGCGAACUGUGCCAACACAGCGCCGGAUGGAAGGCCGAUAGGCGUCGACGAAGGAGCUGGGUCGUCUGGCCAUCGAGUGUCUCGGUGGGGGUUUGGUGA